AUAAAUGUAUUGAUCAAACAAAUAUUCAGAAAUAAUUAUGCUGCUAAUUAUGGCACAUUACUGUCAAUUGUAAAUGUCAGGAAAUUGUAUAAAACGACCAGGAUUUAUACAAGUUCACUGCAGUUAGGAACAAUGCUUUUCAAAGGGCUUUUUCUAGCAUUGAUCGCAGGUGAGUGUAUAUCUGUGACAUGGGCUGCAAAACGUGUAGAUGCUCACUUACGGGCUAGAGAGACAAUGAACAGACGUAGAAGUCAGGAGGAGACCCUUCAACGGAGAGAUGAAACUUCACUAGACACUACCGAAUUGUUUCAACUUUCUCAAGGUGAAUCGCUUACGGAUGUGCUUGAAUCUGACGAUGCCAUUGGAACCACUGUAGAACGUCUUGAAGAAACUUACAAUGGUAUACCAGUUUAUGACGCGGUCGUAACUGUUCGAAAAACGAAAAAUGGACAGCUGACAGGCGAUGCAUCAGGUAUUCUGAUACAAGAAAUAGAUAAAGAUUUAGAAGACACAGAGGCCAAACUUUCCGAUAUAGAAACUCUUCAUAUAGCAUCAAAAGCGGAGGGUGAUGAUUUAGCUGAUAUAAGUGGAAGUAAGUUUAGAAGAAUAAUAUUUACGGAUUCAAAUAACAGAGCCAGGUUAGCCAAUGUUGUUAGCUAUUUGGUGGAUGGUGUGAAACGUCCAAUUUAUAUAAUUGAUGUUAAAAAUGGAGAAAUUUUAAAAAAUUGGCAAGGUUUUACCACAUAUCCAUGUUGUGAAAGGAAGUAUAAAGCCUGGGGUGGAAAUGAGAAGAAAGGUCUAUUAACAUACGGUGAUAUGCCUUAUUGUCUUACUCCCACAAUCAUCAAUAGGACAUGCUAUCUUGAAAAUGAUUAUGUACGUGUUGUAGAUAUGCAGAACACAAUGUUUGAGAAUAUAACUGAAACUGCUAGUUUUGAAUGCGAAAAGGGAUAUGGUGACAACGUUAACGGUGCCUAUUCACCUGCAAUUGACGCAUUCUUUUAUGGAACAGUCGUCGGAAAGAUGUUUGAAGAAUGGUUUACCUCAACUCCACUUAAAAGCAAAGUUGUUCUUCGAGUUCAUUAUGGCGAUCUCUAUCAAAAUGCGUUUUGGAACGGUGAAAAUACAACAUUUGGUGAUGGCGGUUUCAUGAUGUAUCCGCUUACGUCUCUUGAUGUUGUAAGUCAUGAAGUUGGACAUGGCGUAACCGAACAAGGCUCUAAUCUUGAAUAUAGAGGGGAAUCAGGUGGUAUAAAUGAAGCCUUUUCAGAUAUAAUGGGCGAAGCAGCAGAGGACUAUCUACUAAAUGCUGACUUUGUCACUGGUUUCUCUAUAAUGAAGAGUUUACCAUAUUUACGAGAGUUCGAAAGACCAGAAAAAGACAAUAUGUCAAUCAGUAAUGUUGAUGACAUGACCGAACACGAAGACCCCCAUUUCAGCAGUGGUGUCUACCGGAGAGUGUGGUGGGUCCUUAUCAAAGACGAAGGUGUACCUAUUCGUGAUGCUGCAGGUGUGUUCUUGUAUGCUAACAGAAUGUACUGGCACAGCACAGCAUCAUUUUACGAUUGCUCAUGUGGUACAUUAAAAGCGGCAUUAGAUCUUGGCCAUGAUACUGCUCCAUAUAGGAGGGCGUUCAAAGAUGUUGGACUGGAAGAUUGUGACAUCAGUACUCACGUUUUUGGCUUGAACAAUAACGUCACGCAAACCGGCAUUCAUGUGAGCGCUACAGUUGAACCCGUUUUCAAAAUGGAAACACCGGAGUGGGCUGAAACUCUUAUUGUUGAUGUCUCCGAAAGCUCGCUGAAACGAGACGUCAGUAUAGAUAACGGUGCAAACAUCCUGAUAACCGUAAUGACAAACGGUUGGGAAAAUACUGGUGAUGAGUGCGACAGUGCUGUUAUUGUUACUAGUGGUAUUAACAGAGUCUUUGUUGAUGACGCUGCAGACGAAAAAUAUUUUUUCAGAUUAUCCCUUUCAAAUGACACUUUCAUCUUCCCCGAGGUCGUCAACAAUUCCUCAAUCUACUUCAACACAACACUUGAUUACAGUUCCUACUUAGUCGAUCUCACAGUCGGCUAUACUUGCAAACAGAACUUUACAUCGGAUUACAUGGGAACAUGGAUGUACAAUAUGGAUUGUGACAUGUAGCUCAGAUACAUUUCUAGCAUUAAAGCUUGAAUACAACGAAAUCUUGCAAUUUAUAGCAAUCCUGACUAAAAAAUGAUUAUAAAGAAACAAUAUAGACUUUACUUUCCUUAUAUGAAUAUGCAAAUAUAUAAACAAUAGCAAGUCAAUA
This is a messenger RNA of Ruditapes philippinarum (Manila clam), 2296 nucleotides long. RefSeq names its product elastase-like. Gene Ontology annotation, biological process: proteolysis. The transcript has 3 exons. Bases 133 to 2148 code for a protein of 671 amino acids. Gene Ontology annotation, molecular function: metalloendopeptidase activity. The record is from RefSeq and is a predicted model, not a curated record. Lineage: Eukaryota; Metazoa; Mollusca; Bivalvia; Venerida; Veneridae.